Mercurialis annua (annual mercury) is the source of this 10961-nucleotide messenger RNA. RefSeq names its product methyl-CpG-binding domain-containing protein 9. The transcript has 12 exons. Gene Ontology annotation, molecular function: protein binding; DNA binding. Gene Ontology annotation, cellular component: nucleus. Bases 92 to 6763 code for a protein of 2223 amino acids. The record is from RefSeq and is a predicted model, not a curated record. Lineage: Eukaryota; Viridiplantae; Streptophyta; Magnoliopsida; Malpighiales; Euphorbiaceae.
AAAAAAAGCCACCAAAAACCCUCGACUUAACUCAAAAUUCAAAAAGCCAAACAAUGUUAACAGCGUUGCACUCGCAGCAACGUCGCCGAUAAUGGAACUCACCGAUUCAACCGCGAUAGCAACUCGCUCUGCUCUCGCAAUCGAUCUCAAUGAAAUCCCUACCCAUUCAUCUCCGCCCGUACCCGUACCCGUACCCGAAUCCACACCCUCCCGACCCGACCGGGCUCAACUCGAUCCUUAUUCCGUAGUCCGUUCCUUCUACCAGAAUCCAGGCCCUGCCUCGGGAGCCGCCGCGUGCUUAUCGGAGGAAGAGAGCACGCUAGCGUGCGGCCGUUGCGGGAAGCCGGAGGCGUGCAAGGAAGAAGAGGCUGUUAUUUGCGACGGCUGUGAGCGAGCGUUUCAUUUAGCGUGUGCAGGAGUACGUGAUGAGGUGGCAGAGCAGUUCGGGGAUUGGAUAUGUGUAGAGUGCGUUAAUGACGGCGUUAAGAGUAAACGGUGGCGUUUAGGUGCUAAUAAGAGUAACAGAAUUUUGGAUAUCAACGCUUCUCCUCCUAAGGAUUGUGACGUUGAUAGUGAUGAAUGUUCUUAUGUCAGGAAGGACGCUUUGGGUGAUAGUUCUGCCAGUGGAAGUAUAUGUGAUGCUCAAGUGACAUACUCUAACUGCAUGCAUGCGGGGAAUGAAUUUCAGCCUUUUGACUGUAAGAAAGGUUCUGGGCUUAUGAUGGCAUCCGGUGUGGGUUAUGCAGAUAUAUUGCAUCAUGCACAGACUGUAGAUAGAAGUUUGGAGGAGAAAGAUUUAGAUUUUCCUUUAGGAAGGCUUAGGAGUAGUAAUAAUACAGCCAUUAGAUUACCGUCUCGCAGUACAAAUGAGAUUCUUCUGCAGGGUCUUAAAGAAUACGUUUCUGAAAGGCAUGGCAUAUUAGAGGAAGGUUGGCAUGUGGAACUUAAACAUUCCAUGAUUGAUUAUGAAUUAUAUGCAGCUUAUUCUUCUCCAGAUGGGAAGACGUUUGGUUCAAUGUCUGAGGUUGCUUGUUAUCUUGGGCUGUCGCCUAGUUGCAAUGCAGUGGACACUGACACUAGAAGUGAUGCGUCUCCUUAUCUGCAAGAAAGAUCACAUUUAUUCAAAAAGAGAAAGUCGAAAAGAAUUCCACUUGCCAAUUGUUUUAGUGAAGAUAAACAAGCUUCAGUAAAUGGCUAUCACAAAGGGCUCUUGCCCAAUGGUCAUCAGAAUAUAGAAGGUGAUGCGGAAUUUGGUAAAGUUACAGAAAUUUAUGCUAGAAGAGAGGAAAAUGCCAAGCCUUUGCCAUCAGAUGAAAGACUCUCUAUUCAGUUUGAAGAUUUUUUUAUUAUAUCUUUGGGAGAAAUUGAUAGGAGACCUUCAUAUCAUGAUCAUCAGCUGAUUUGGCCUGUAGGUUUUAGAUCUUGUUGGCAUGAUAGAGUUACUGGAUCUCUUUUCAUAUGUGAUGUGUUGGAUGGUGGUGAUUCUGGACCUGUCUUUAAGGUCAGGAGGUUUUCAUGCUCAGCAAUGCCUCUUCCUGAUGUUUCGACAAUCUUAUCUAGCAAAAAUCCUGACCAGUUUGCUGGACUAAACAGCAAAGAGUUAAAUGAUGUGAUUUAUGAUGAUAUGGACCAUGACAAUAAUAGCAGCAUUGAGAUGAUUCUUUCAUAUGCUCCCCCACCAACAGAAUAUGAUAUAUUGACUUGCCUUAGGCACACAUCAAUUGGAAAUUGUAGUAAUCAGACAUCAGACAUUUUGCAAAAUAGCUCCCUAGAUAGCAGGUGUGAAGGCCUUCCAUCCUGUAGUAAAAGGAUGGGAGACGAGAUUGGUGAGUUCUCAGUGGAAGCACGUUCAUCUUCUUCUGCAUGGAGAUUGGUGUCUCAGAAAUUAAUUGACGUUUGCUUUGAAUUAUAUAAGCAAAAAGGUAUGAUUAAGUUAUACUGUAAACACGUUGAUUAUGAAACGGGGUCAGUGACUCAGGAUACUGAGGAGAAAACAGGCAUAAUAAGUUUUGCUUCAUUGGCCAAGUUUUGUAGUUCCCCCAGGCUGAUAGGCAUCCCAUUGGAAUACCAUGGCGAGGCUGAUAGUUUGUCUAUUGCUCUAUCAAAAUGGUUGGAUCAGGACAGAUUUGGGUUUGAUGCAGAUUUUGUGCAAGAAAUUAUAGAACAGCUCCCUGGUGUUGAUGCAUGCUCAAAGUAUGAAGUCCUAGUCAAUAGAAGCAAUCACUCUAUGUCCUUAACAGUUGGAAAUGGAGUCAUAAUGGCGAAAAUUAAAGGUGGAGCAGAUUUAGGCGAGUCAUCUCGGAGAUGCAAAAUCCCCAGACUGGGAAAACAUUGCCAGACAGAUGACCAUUGUCGACCUCAAGGGAGGCUACUGUGCUCCAAGCUUCCUGAUGUUCUUGUUGGUGAUCUAUAUCAGGUGUGGGAGUUAUUAUGCCGAUUCCAUGGAACACUGGGGUUGAAAGAGCCUUUGUCAUUAAGGGAAUUAGAAGAAGAGCUUAUUAAUCCAUGGUUUGACUGCAUAAAAUUUUCAGAAAAUUUUCGAAAGAUCAUUGGAGGUCAAGUAGUAAAUUUAGACAAAGUUGAUGGUAUGACAGGACCAAUUUCAUCUUCAUUCCAAGAAUCAUCUAAGAGCAUCAAUGAGGAUACUUCACAGGUGUUAAUGCAGGUGGAUAAAGGAGGGACAUUUGAUUAUUCUGAAGAUAGACUUGCAUCUGUUACUCACAGCAAAUGUUUUGGUGCAGCAUUGACAGAGGUUCACAGUUCACUCCUAUCUGUGCUGAUAGGUGAGCUACAAUCCAAAGUUGCUGCACUUGUUGAUCCAAAUUUCAAUUCUGGAGAAGUAAAAUCUAGGCGUGGAAGGAAGAAAGACAUUGAUAGCUGGACUCCAUUGAGAAGAAGUAAGCUUACUACUCUCCCCAUUAAUGAACUGACUUGGCCAGAAUUAGCUCGGAGAUAUAUCUUGGCUGUCUUAUCAAUGGUUGGUAAUCUCGAAUCAGCUGAGAUUACUGCUCGUGAAAGUGGUAGAGUGUUUCGCUGCUUACAAGGUGACGGCGGAAUGUUUUGUGGCUCACUUGUUGGCGUUGCAGGAAUGGAGGCAGAUGCACUUCUGCUUGCGGAGGCUACAAAGCAAAUUUAUGGUUCAUUGAGCAUGGAAAAGGAUGUUCUUACCAUUGAGGAUGAAGAGACUGCUGCUAGUAAUUCUUGUGGAAAGAACAAUGUGAAUGAUGGUAAUAUACCGGAGUGGGUACAACUGCUAGAACCUGUUAGAAAGCUACCAACCAAUGUUGGGACCAGAAUUAGAAAGUGCGUCAAUAAUGCAUUGGAGAAAUGUCCUCCAGAAUGGGCGAAGAAGAGGUUGGAACAUUCAAUCAGUAAGGGUGUCUACAAGGGCAAUGCAUCCGGUCCUACUAAGAAAGCUGUUAUUUCAGUUCUCGAGGAUGUUCUGCGUGAUGGAUUGCCUCAGAAAUUUCAUGAGAGAGAAAAAAGAAAGAUUACUAUUCGUGUAUCUGACAUCAUAAUGAAACAGUGUCGCAUCAUACUGCGUCGUGCUGCUGCUGCUGAUGGUGCAAAAGUUUUCUGUACGUUGUUGGGAAGAAAUGUAAAUUCUUGCGAUCAUGAUGAUGAGGGGCUUCUUGGAUCUCCAGCCAUGAUAUCUCGCCCUCUAGAUUUUAGGACUAUUGAUUUGAGAUUGGCAGUAGGAGCUUAUGGUGGAUCACAUGAAUCUUUCCUUGAGGACGUUCUAGAGUUAUGGAACAAUGUACAAACUGCAUUUAAAGAUCAGUCUGAUGUGAUUGAAUUGGCUGAGAAAAUAUCACAGAAUUUUGAAACCCUGUAUAAAAAGGAGGUGGUCAGUCUAAUUCAGAAAUUUGAAGAAUUUGCAAAAUUGGAUCACUUGAGUGCAGAAACAAAGAAGGAUUUAGAUAAUAUUCUUGCAUCAACAAGUGAGAUUCCAAAAGCUCCUUGGGAUGAAGGUAUCUGCAAAGUGUGUGGUGUUGACAGGGAUGAUAAUAGUGUUCUUCUAUGUGAUACAUGUGAUGCUGAAUAUCAUACUUAUUGCUUGAAUCCUCCACUUGCAAAGAUUCCUGAAGGAAAUUGGUAUUGUCCUUCUUGUGUUGGUGUACAUAUCAAUCAAGAGGCAUCAGUAAGGACUCGGAUCACUAGCCAAGCCAGCAGUAAAAGGCAUCAGGGAGAAAUUACUCGUGCUUUCUUUGAGACACUUAUGCAGUUUGCAGCUGCAAUGGAAGAAAAAGAUUAUUGGGAUUUUGGCAUAGAUGAGCGAACCUUUCUUCUUAAGUUUCUUUGUGAUGAAUUUCUUAACUCAGCUCUUGUUCGUCAGCACCUCGAGCAGUGUGUGGAAGUCACGGCUGAAUUGCAGCAGAAAUUGCGGUCAUUAUCUGUGGAAUGGAAAAAUCUCAAGUCCAGGGAAGAGUUUCUGGCUUUGAGAGUUAAGGAUGGACUUGUUUCUGCAGUCACGGACCAGGGCAAGUCUGUUGGACCGCCACCUGAUUUUAGUGCUGCACCAUCAGUAGAUAGUAGUCAACAUGGAAAUGAGGUUAAUGGCUUUGUUGAAAACUCUUCUGAAAAUAACUAUGAGAAAAACCCUAGUCGGGAUAGCCAAACCAUCGAUCCUCUUUGUAAUCAAGUUCAAAUUAAAGAUCUUGAUGCUGUCAUGGAUGACAGUAAUGCACCUUCUAAAGAUACCAAUAAACCCCUAAAACAAAGUCAGUUGCUUUUAUCAAAUCACUUGCCACAACUAGGUCAAAGGGACGAGACUCUCUGCCGGGAUAAUUUUCAAAGAUCUAUGGAAAGAGAUUCUUCAAUUCUUAUACCACCUCCAGAUCAUUCAGGAUCUUCUCACCAAUCAGAGAUGAACAUUCAUAUUGUUGAUAAUCUUCCCUCUGCUAAUAUGACCGAGUCGCAAGCAUACCAUACUGAGCUGAGCACAAUUAAGGAUGGUGUUUUCCGUGUGCAGCAUUUGAUUCGCAGCAUAGAAUCACAGCUAUUGAAACAAUCUAUGAGGAUGGAGUUCUUGGGUUGGGAUUCCAGAGGUCGUAUGUACUGGGCUUCGGCAACACCUGGUGGGCGUCCUCUGAUUAAAGUCGAUGGGAGUUUCACAUUUGCACAGGAGAAUUAUAGGUUUGAGACUGCUUCAUCUGGAACAGACACCUCUUUGAAUUUGGAGGGCUCAAGAGCUUGUUUUCCAUCCCUGUUUAAUCCUAACUUUGCUGUUGGUGUGAGUUCAGCAUGGGUUUCUUAUGAAACUGAUUCAGAGAUUAAAGAGCUUAUUGGCUGGUUAUCAGAUAGCAGCCAGAAGGAAAUUGAGCUGAAAGAAACAAUUAUGCAAUGGUUAAAGCCAAGAUUUCGAGAGGCUCAACAAACCACAGACCAGAAUGAAGAAGAAUGCCAAAUAGAUUGGUCAAUAAUCAGGAAGAAUGAUGAAAAUACAUUUUCUAAUCCUCUUGUUACCAAGGCCACGUUGUUUCUGGAGAAGAAGCAUGGUGCCUGUACUGAGUUAGACAUCACUGACAUGCCAAAAAAGCGAAGAAAGAGGUCUGGAUGGAAAAAUGAAGAGAAAACAUACCGGUGUGAUUGCUUGGAGCUUAUCUGGCCAUCGAGACUCCAUUGCCGCUCUUGCCAUAGAACUUUUUUCACUGAUGUUGAAUUUGAGAAGCAUAACAAUGGUAGGUGCAGUUCAGUUACACAUCCCCACGAGAAAAGUGAAGAGACUAAUGGUUCCUCAAAAGGGAGUGGAAAUGUCAAAAUUGAAGUUUCUCGAAAAGAGAACAUCAGCAAAGCAAACAAGAUUAAAAGCAGUCUAUCAGAACUUGGCUCAAGGAUGAUUAAAUUUCAAAAUGAAGGGAUUAAAUGCCCGUUCGACCUAUUAGACAUCUGUUCCAAGUUUGCAACUAAAGAUUCCAACAAAGAAUUAGUGCAGGAUAUUGGUCUUAUUGGUUCGAAUGGGAUUCUCUCAUUUAUCACAUCUAUCUCUCCUUACCUCGAUGAUUCUGUGUUAAUGGCGAUAUCUCCUGAGAAGGAUAUCAUAAUUCUAGAUGAUGAGUGCUAUACUGAUGAAAGGCGCGUGUUUACACAAGGCAGUAGGAGGGAAAGCAAUGCAGGUAUUGAGAGCUUAUCCAACAAUUGUACCAGGAAAGCUUCUACACAGGAAAUUGACAGAGUAGUAAAAACCAAUAAGCCAUCUCUAGGACGUUUGCGACAAUGGGAGGAAAAGUCCUCUUUAGACAAUAGUUCAUUUGAAAUGGGACCUGGUCACUACUGUGUUGUCUCAGAGGCUUCUUUAAGGCCAUUAGUUGGUAAAGUUUCAUAUAUCCUAAAAAAAUUAAAGAUCGAUUUGCUUGACAUGGAAGCUGCACUUCAUGAAGAAGCCCUGAGACCAGCAAAGGGACAUGUGAGUAGGAGAUGGGCCUGGCGUACACAUGUUAAAUUUUCAGAGUCCAUAUAUCAGAUGGUCCAAGCAACAGUUAUGUUGGAGGAGAUGAUUAAGACAGAGUAUUUGCGGAAUGAGUGGUGGUACUGGUCAUCUCUUACUGCUGCUGCCAAAACGUCCACGGUUGCAUCCCUUGCUCUACGUAUAUACUCCCUUGAUGCUUGCAUUAUUUAUGAGAAGACCUUCAGUCUAGGUCCAAGUGAAAAUUUGAAGCCUAGCAGCAUGGUAAAACAGCAGCCAUUGCAUGACUUAGAGUCUGCAGAAAAGUGCAAGAUAACAAGGACAUCUAACAAGAAAAGGAAAGAACCUGAAGGGUAACUUCAGCAUAUGCCGGCUUGGAGUUGAUGUGGAAAUUUUAUUGGUUGCAAUGGAAUCUAUAGUUGAAUGGAAGGGGGCGCCAGGGCUGUGUUUUUGGAGACGCUGUGGUAUUGGUGUCAAAAUGACAAUGUGGGUUGUUUUUCUUAAGAUUGAUCCGGUCUUAAUGUACAGUUUCUGCUGAUUGUGCUGCGCUGAUUCUGAUCCAUAUACAGAGAUGACAUGCUAACACAGAUGAUGGAUUCUGGAGCUGACCAUGUGGAAUUAUUUAUUUCAGAGUUGAAAGCACAAGGACCUGUAGCAUAAGCAAUUUCACAAUUUUUGACUCAUUUGUUCUGCAAAUUUUGUUUUGUUGCUUAUAGGAUGAAAGGAAAAUUAAUUUCUUUUGAGAAGUUCCAUAUACAUACAUGGAGAAGUUUGAUUUGGAAAGGGAGCAACUGGAAAAGAUCUGUAUACUAUUAGAUUUAGGCAAUUUUUCAUUCUUUAUAGAUUUCAAUUUGUCCCUCAUAUGUCACAUUACAGAAAGGAAUAAAGAUCUAUCACGUUGCAGUUGUCUCUCAUUUGGGUUUUCAAAUUUUAACGUUUUUUCCUUGUAUAAAUUGAGGUUUUUGUCUUUAAUCUGAAAAAGAAGUGGUUCUCUCUCAAUCUAACUCUUCGUGCAGCAUAUUAGUCCUACCUUUUCUAGGUGUGUAUUACUUUACAUAAAAACAAGAGAACAAGGAGCUUGCGGUCAAAUGAGAAUAAGAUAAUUCUCCAACGAGUUUGGCCUUUUACUAUGGGUCACUGCACAAAGCAUUGAGUGAUUAUUAAAAAGCCUGGAACUGCUUCUGCAUAUUUGGCAGCUUCAGAAUUUCAGAGAAAUUGCGAAGCCGAGAUAGUCAUGGGGUAAAUGAUGAACCUAUGUAGGCAUAUGGCAGCUGAUUAACCUAUCUACGCAGAGCGUGGCUGAUGAACCUCUCGCAGAAUAUUGAUUUCAUUUGCGAUCGACAAUAUAUUUCUCCGAUAAUCCGAGUCGGACAUCUUGAUCAGAUACAACGCAAUGCAGGUAUUGCCUUCUUGUUCUUGAUACAUUUAUAGAUAGUCAAUUCAUGCUCUUAUUUCGCACAGAAUGAUAAACAAAGCUUCAAUCACGUCAUUCACUAGUAAUUCAUUUAGAAAUGAUACAAUAGUUAGCUCAAGCCAUGUUUGACUUAGAACAUUUCAAGUUUAUUUAUUAAUUUAGGCCUUAAAUCCUUUUCAAAGAUCUCAGCUCAGCCACCUAACUGUCCGUUUACCUUUCUAUUAUCUUUCAUUCUUUUAAUAAGCAACUGGAAUAUAAUAGUAGCAUUACAUUAUUAUAAAAAUAAAACUCCUUAUGACCACAUCCACCAUACCAAGGGCUCUUCCUGCUGCCCAGCUGCGGCGGCAAACACAUCGGAGAAGUAACUCCCUCCAUCAUCACUGCCGUCAUCUUCCUCUGAGAGUAUGCCAUCUGCUGGGAUUACACAUUCAUCCCCAUAAUUAUCAUUCUGAAAGAAUGAAUCCCCACUGUCCAAAAGCUGCGGACUGUCCUCAUCGACUAUCGCACUUCCAGCAGUUCCAGAGCUGAGGCGGUCCUCGACCUUCACAUUAAGUUCAAAAGCAGGUGCAUUACCUGUGAUCGCCGGAAUAGACUCCGAUUCUUGUGGCGGAAUCAUUACUCCAGUCACUUCUUUGGCUUGCAGCUUCUCAGUCAAAGAAACAACCUGCAGUUUUAUACAUCAAACCUAGUCAUCUUUCCCUUUCUGAAAUGAAAUAUUCUAUUUUUUCUUCCUGACUUUAUAAAAGGGUUAAUGUUAAAAAAAAUCAUGAAUUUUACACGUUUUCUCAUUUUAAUCACGUAAUUUAAAUUUUUUCAUUUUCAUGCACGAACUAAUAUUUUUUCUCAAAUUCAUACAUGACGCUGAGGUGGCACUCAUUUAUUGGUUUAAAAUGACCUCCACCUCAGCGAAUUACACCAAUGGAACCGUGACACCUAAGCACCAUGUAUGAAUUUGAGAAAAAAAUGAUAGUUCGUGCAUGAAGAUGAGAAAAUUUAAACUGCGUGAUUAAAAUGAGAAAACGUGUAAAGUUCAUGAUUUUUUUUUGACAAUAACUCUUUAUAAAACUAGGUGGGGUUCAAGAACAGAUGCUACAUUACAAAACACAUGUUUGCUUUCCUAAGGUAGAAUCUGAAUUGGAAAGCACUUACUUUCAGCCAUGAGUCUUGAUCAUUAAUUUAUGGCUAUUUCUUAUAACAAUUUAAGAUACAGACACCUUUUUUUCUUUCUUUAAUCUUUCUUUUUAUAGUGGAACAUAGUGAUCAACUUCAACUUCUUUAACUUCUCCUUUAUUUUAACAAUUUAUGAUGGUGGUGUCAGUCUCAGGUGCCUAACUAGUUUAAUUAACUUUCUAAUUAUGAAGAUUUGAUGGAAAAUAUUACUUUUAAGGCUUUAUCAUAAAAAAAUACUCCACUUUUUUGAUUUUUUUUUAUUUAUGGUCCAAACUUUUAAGUUUGUCAAUUUUAACGCUUUUUAAUUGUCAGUUUCAAUUUUAGCCAUUUGUUCAAAUUCGAGUGUAAAAAUAAUUUAAAUAUGUCUUUCAUAUUGCUUUAUAUUGUUGCAAUAUGCCUUCUUCUGCCAUAAAAAUUCCAAACAUGAAGGGUAAAUUUGAAUUUUGUUCUCUUUGUAAUUUAAACAAAUGUUUACAAUUGAAAUUGAAAAUUGCAAAAUAAGCUAAAAUUGACGAUUUUGAAAGUUUGGAGGAAUGACUAUAUACACUCUAAUCAUAGUUUCUUACGCUUCUUGUAUAUACUACUAUCUUUUGAUUAACACAUGAAGGAGUUUAAGAAUUUUUUAAAGUGUAUUUAGUCUUUGCCCAAAUUAAAAAGUAAAAAAUAUGAGAUGUUUUUCAAUAAUUAAGCCUAUAAUUAACGGUACCUAUACAUACAACUAUCUUGAAGUGAAAAUUGGAUAUGUGGUUACCUCAGAUUUGAACUUUUCAUUUUCCUUGACAAUAUUGUCAUAAUUGGAGAGAAGUGAAUCAUAAGAAGCCUUGAGAAGGUCAUAGUCCCGCUCAAGCUGCUUAGUCUUCCACCGAGCACGGCGGUUUUGGAACCACACCGCCACCUGUCUGGGCUGCAGCCCCAGGUUCUUAGCUAACUGCGUCUUUCGCUCCGGCUCCAGCUUGUUCUCCUCCUCAAAACUCUUCUCCAGCAGAGUCACCUAGUUCCACACCACAGUUAUAUAUUUACUACAUUCAACCCCUCAGAUCUAAAAGCAAUUGAAUGACCUAAAGAUUUAGAUUACAUUUCCAAUUUCAGAAACAGAAUAAUUCGAGUUUUUCGAUGUAUUUUGAACUCGUUCCUGUCUAGCUAGCUAGAUUAGGAAAUUUAUAGAAGGCUAAGUUGAUUAUAGUUGGUAUUUGUUUAUCACAAUAGGAAGGAAUCAAAUCUGGAAUUCACCGAUCGAAUGUUAAAUCUUGUUAUUCAAUACAUCUAGGCCAAAGUUAGUAUUAUAUUCUGAUUCUGUUUUCAUUUCACCUUUCACUAGGAAAUAAAAACAAAUUAUGGAAUUUGAUACUGAUAUAGUGAUAUGUAUAUGCCAAAUUUCAACAGGAAUAAUCUUUAUGCUAUUACUUAAUCCUGACACUUUGCUUUCCUUCGACAUGUCAUUAUUAGUCUCAACUCAACCCCUAUGGUAUACCUGCUCUGCAGUGAGUCGGCGCUUCUUCUCCGGCAACUGUUCAUCGUAGUAUUCAUCGUCUAAAUAGUCCUCCGGCGAGCUGAAAAAGGGUCUCUUCCUUGAGGUAUCCUCCAUGCUCAGCAUUGAUCUCGGACCUUCCAUAUUACAUCAAAUAUUGGAUUUUAUCAUUAACUCUAGUAAUAUUCUUAGAUUAACUGUUACGCAAGGGAAAAAAAAGUCAACUGUACUGUAUUGUUCAUGCCUUUUUCCCAUGGCUUCUCAAUAACCAAACAGAAAAACAUAUUAAGAUACGUAAGAAAAUAAAAGAAACAUAUAAAAACUGAGUACCUCGAAAAGCAGAAUCACAGUUGCCAAGAAACAACAUGUUUCCAUGGGCAGAAGAAGCCGAGGGAUUAAAGAAAAGUCGUCCAGAUUCCAUGGCAGAAUAUAUUAUAUUUUAGCUUAAUACGAUUGCUUUAAUUGUGUUUUAAUCUGUAUGUUUUUGUUCUCCGAUCUUCAAC